Molecule: messenger RNA, 993 nt
Organism: Candidula unifasciata
Lineage: Eukaryota; Metazoa; Mollusca; Gastropoda; Stylommatophora; Geomitridae
Source: the annotation of a GenBank genome assembly
UCCAUUUGUUUGCACUCUGCAUCACACUUGUGUCCAAUCUCUGCAUCACGCUUGUGUCCAAUCUCUGCAUCACACUUGUGUCCAAUCUCUGCAUCACACUUGUGUCCAAUCUCUGCAUCACACUUGUGUCCAAUCUCUGCAUCACACUUGUGUCCAAUCUCUGCAUCACACUUGUGUCCAAUCUCUGCAUCACACUUGUGUCCAAUCUCUGCAUCACACUUGUGUCCAAUCUCUGCAUCACACUUGUGUCCAAUCUCUGCAUCACACUUGUGUCCAAUCUCUGCAUCACACUUGUGUCCAAUCUCUGCAUCACACUUGUGUCCAAUCUCUGCAUCACACUUGUGUCCAAUCUCUGCAUCACACUUGUGUCCAAUCUCUGCAUCACACUUGUGUCCAAUCUCUGCAUCACACUUGUGUCCAAUCUCUGCAUCACACUUGUGUCCAAUCUCUGCAUCACACUUGUGUCCAAUCUCUGCAUCACACUUGUGUCCAAUCUCUGCAUCACACUUGUGUCCAAUCUCUGCAUCACACUUGAGUCCAAUCUCUGCAUCACACUUGUGUCCAAUCUCUGCAUCACACUUGUGUCCAAUCUCUGCAUCACACUUGUGUCCAAUCUCUGCAUCACACUUGUGUCCAAUCUCUGCAUCACACUUGUGUCCAAUCUCUGCAUCGCACUUGUGUCCAAUCUCUGCAUCACACUUGUGUCCAAUCUCUGCAUCACACUUAUGUCCAAUCUCUGCAUCACACUUGUGUCCAAUCUCUGCAUCACACUUGUGUCCAAUCUCUGCAUCACACUUGUGUCCAAUCUCUGCAUCACACUUGUGUCCAAUCUCUGCAUCACACUUGUGUCCAAUCUCUGCAUCACACUUGUGUCCAAUCUCUGCAUCAAACUUGUGUCCAAUCUCUGCAUCACACUUGUGUCCAAUCUCUGCAUCACACUUGUGUCCAAUCUCUGCAUCACACUUGUGUCCAAUCUCUGCAUCAAACUUGUGA